AUGAAGGAAGGUAUUCCAGAGAAAAGGUUGUUGACAAACGAUGAUAUGCAACUAUGGGGGGCAUCCCAUACCAAGAAAGAACUACUUGGAUUCAUAACCGGAAUAGCUGAGGCUGUUAAAGGCCUCGACAACUCGCAAUACAACAAGCCGGUAACGACCAACGUGAGUUCCUUAGAAUUGCUACUACAGGAUAUAGGUGAGCUUGUCUCAAAGCACCCAGUCAAGGAACGUUCGACCAAGUCGAGGUUCGGUAAAGUGGAGUUCCGUGAUUUCUAUGACGAUGUUGCUCAGCACUGCAAGGGUCUCAUCAAAAAUCGCUUUACGUUUCUCAACGAAGAGCAAGUCUCACAGCUUUCGGUGUAUCUCACUGAGUGCUGGGGCGAUAGGACCAGGAUUGAUUACGGAUCCGGUCAUGAGUUGAAUUUCCUCUGUGUCCUAUAUGGUCUACAUAAAUAUGGGGCCUUCAAUCUCGAUACGGAUGCUGCCAAUCUGGUACUGGUAGCCUUUGUGAAGUACUUAGAUAUCAUGAGAAUGGUGGAAACAAUAUAUUGGUUAGAGCCUGCAGGUUCUCAUGGGGUUUGGGGCCUUGAUGACUACCACUUUCUGCCCUUUUUAUUUGGAGCAUUCCAGCUGUCUACCCAUCGACAUUUGAGACCCAAAUCUAUUCACAACAAGGAAGUUGUUGAAAUGUUUGAGAGCAAAUACUUAUAUUUUGGGUGUAUCUCGUUCAUCAAUUCUGUCAAGACUACCGCUUCCUUGCGAUGGCACUCGCCGAUGCUUGACGAUAUAAGUGGUGUAAAGACGUGGUCUAAAGUGGCCGAAGGUAUGAUUAAAAUGUACGAUGCAGAGGUUCUGUCUAAGCGACCCAUCAUGCAGCAUUUUUACUUUUGCGAGUUCCUGCCAUGUCCUGAAGGAGUGUCACCGGCCAGAUAUCACAAUCAUGGUGAUGAUGCGGGCUGUUGCGGGCACGAGUACGAGCAAAACACAUGGGGUGAUUGCUGUGGGAUUAAGGUGCCCAGUGCCAUUGCCGCCACUCGCAUGGAGAAGAGACAUGACAAGCCAAUACCAUUUGACUAA
This is a messenger RNA of Torulaspora globosa, 1077 nucleotides long. It is a transcript of the gene RRD2, whose product is annotated as peptidylprolyl isomerase RRD2. Gene Ontology annotation, biological process: mitotic spindle organization. The transcript has a single exon. Gene Ontology annotation, molecular function: peptidyl-prolyl cis-trans isomerase activity; protein tyrosine phosphatase activator activity. The coding region runs from base 1 to 1077 and encodes 358 amino acids. Lineage: Eukaryota; Fungi; Ascomycota; Saccharomycetes; Saccharomycetales; Saccharomycetaceae. The record is from RefSeq and is a predicted model, not a curated record. Gene Ontology annotation, cellular component: protein phosphatase type 2A complex; cytoplasm; nucleus.